AUUAUAAACAAAUUUAAAAAAAUGGUGUUUUGACGAAGCUCUUUUCCCGUUCAGGAUCAGUGGGAUAAGGGCAACAAACCAAGAUGGAAUUUUUAUCACUUACGCGCAAGCCAAUUUAUUGAGCAAAAUUCUCAGAGGGAGAGAGAGAGUUGGGCAAUGGCGUCGCAAUCGUCGGAGCCGACGAGGAUCAUGAUGGCGGUGAACGAGUCGUCGAUGAAAGGUUACCCUCACCCAUCCAUCAGCUGUAACACAGCUUUCGAGUGGACGGUGUCGAAGCUCAUUAAAUCCAAUGCUGCCGGCUUCCGCUUACUCUUCCUCCACGUCCAGGUCCCUGACGAAGACGCAUUUGAAGACAUGGAUAGCAUAUAUGCAUCACCUGAGGAUUUUCACAGUAUGAACGAGAAGGAAAAGAUUAGAGGGCUUCACCUGCUCGAGUUCUUCGUUAAACGUUGUCAUCAGUAUGGGAUUCCUUGUGAAGCAUGGAUCAAGAAAGGCGAUCCAAAGGAGCUAAUUUGCAGUGAGGUUAAAAGAGUUAGACCUGAUCUUUUGGUUGUCGGAAGCCGAGGCCUUGGACCAUUUCAGAGGGUAUUUGUUGGAACUGUGAGCGAAUUCUGUGCGAAGCAUGCUGAAUGCCCUGUGAUCGCCAUCAAAAGGAAACCUGCUGAGACCCCGCCGGAUCCUGUAGAUGAUUGAUUUGUUCAUUCCAUCCCUUCAAAAUCAAUGAUAAAUAUUGUGUUUAUUGCCUGUGGUUGUAUCUGCUUAUGUGCUAACAAUUUACUUCCUGAGAUUUAUUGUUUUUUUU
Molecule: messenger RNA, 802 nt
Organism: Phalaenopsis equestris
Lineage: Eukaryota; Viridiplantae; Streptophyta; Magnoliopsida; Asparagales; Orchidaceae
Product: universal stress protein A-like protein
Exons: 4
Coding region: 157-693 (178 amino acids)
Molecular function (GO): AMP binding
Source: RefSeq, a predicted model, not a curated record